This is a messenger RNA of Darwinula stevensoni, 1383 nucleotides long. Lineage: Eukaryota; Metazoa; Arthropoda; Ostracoda; Podocopida; Darwinulidae. The record is from the annotation of a GenBank genome assembly.
AUCGAAAGUCCCGAAAGCAGUCCAUUCUUCGAGGCUCCAGCUUCCCGGACGGGAGAAGAGACGAUGGGAGCAAAAGUGGGAAUCGACGAUGGAGCGAGAGGAAGACCAGCGGAUAUCCAGUUCGAAGACGAAGCGACAGAAACGGUCGGCUUUAUUCCUGUAACCACCAGAUUUCUCAACAGAUUCACCGGACACGCCCUGGGCCGUUCUACGUACCGGGAUUCAUCUUUCUCCAGGAAACUAUUCUGGCUCCUCGUAUUUCUCACCAUCUCUGGCUACAUGUCCUACGGAAUCAUCGAGAUCGUCAAUGCAUACACGUCAGGCCUAACAACAACCGCCACCCAGAUGGAGCCUCGAGAAAUGAUUCCCUUUCCGGCCAUCAUCAUCUGCCCUCAGAAUUUUUUUGAAAGGUAUGGGGUCAUGCCCUUCGAUGUUUCAGGGCUCUUCAGCCCGAUGGAAAGUCUCCUGCAGAAGAAGGAACUCAACCAAGGGCUUCGACUCGCGCUGGCACCGUAUUUCCUGGAAAAAUUGGGCGGAUUUUCUUCUGCGAUGGGACACAAGCUCUUCGUUCGGAACCCCCAAGAUGUUCCCUAUACGAUCGAGGAAGGAUUCAACAUAAACCCGGGAACGGUUUCCUAUGUAGGCCUCAAGAUGGUGGAAUUCGAACGAAUUUCUCCAGACCGUGGGGGGAAUUGCGCCACUGAUUCCUACAUCCUACAAAGAUUCGACCCGAAGAUAUAUAAGGUUCCAAAUGAAACCGUAUAUUCCGUGGAGGAGUGUCUGAAAUUUUGCGUUGCCUCUCAAUUGAUGCUCGACUCCAAGCUCUCCCGUUGCAUGAACCGAUCGUAUUACGAGGAAAUUGUGUACGAGGUUCCUAAAGGGAAAUGCUAUUUGGAUGGGUCGUCACGACAGUUUGCUCAUGAAGUUGGCGGCUUGGACGAGGAAGACUACAAGGAGAAUAGAGGAAUUACAAAACUCGACCUUCUGCCAUCUGAACAGAUAUCUGUGGUGCACGUCAAAUUCGACACUAUGUCAGUGGAGAAAACCACGGAGAUUCAGUUAUACCCAUGGUCAAGUUUCAUCGGAACGCUCGGAGGGUUGCUAGGCCUCUACACUGGGAUGUCUUUCAUCUCCGUUCUGGAGAUGCUGGAGUGGAUCGUGGACAUCUUUUCGUACGGUUGGAGGAAGCCACGUCCUGAUACCUUGGUACCGAAACGACGAGCCUUUCUCGUGUGGAGAGACGUGGGUCCUGAAGAAGUGUCCAGAGAGAAGUUCAUCCCAAAAGGAGAGUACCUCUUGGGAGAUCCACCAGUCUAUAAUUGUCCUUCCUUCAAGGAAAUCCAGAGAGCUGCACUUGACUCUGCCUUCUCUGAUCGUCUCUAA